Molecule: messenger RNA, 972 nt
Organism: Helianthus annuus (common sunflower)
Lineage: Eukaryota; Viridiplantae; Streptophyta; Magnoliopsida; Asterales; Asteraceae
Exons: 1
Coding region: 1-972 (323 amino acids)
Source: RefSeq, a predicted model, not a curated record
AUGGAAAAUAACAGUUUAUUUAAAAACGAUUCAGAUGAGUCUGAAGAAAUAACUGAAGUUAUAAACUUUAGUGAAAACGAAAAAGGUUUUGUAUCAGAUUACAUGAUUAAUUCUGAUCAAUUAACAAAAGUUAGCAAGCUUAAAUUCAAGCUUGACGCAAAACAAGUUUUUAAUCAACCAAAAACUUUACAAAGUUUAGUUUCUAGAGCUUUUUCUAGAAAAAAUAAAAUAUUUUAUUGUUUUAACACUGAAGAACUUUCAGUUGACAUAAACAAUACGUCGGGUGAAGUUUAUUUGCCACUCUUAACAAAGGGUGAAAUAGCAAAAAAGCUUUUACAUAUUAAACCAGAGUUGAGAAAGUCUCUCAAUAUGGUACAUAUAGGAGCGGUUAAAAUCCUCCUAAAAGCACAGUUUAGAGAUGGAAUUAAUUUUCCUAUAAAAAUGGCCCUUGUUGAUAACAGAAUUAUCAAUAGGCAAGACGCUCUUCUUGGAGCAAUUCAAGGAAAUUUAGCUUAUGGUAAAUUUAUGUUUACUGUCUAUCCUAAAUUUGCUUUACAUCGAGAUUCAAAAGAUUUCGACAAAGCUUUAAGUUUUAUACAUCAGUGUGAAAGAACUGAUCUUAUGGAACCAGGUAAUAUAGUAUUUACGAUUAAUUAUUUAGUCUCAUAUGCUUUAACAAAUAGCACUCAUUCAAUUGAGUACAAAGAAAAAGAAAGCAUAGCAAUUGAGGAUAUAUUCUCAGAUAUUGGAAUUGUUGAAGGCAGUAAAUUCGCUGAGCCAUCACAAUUACAAGAAAACUGGGCAAUUGAUAUUGCACGAAAUAAACAAGUUUUAGUAUCAAAACCUAGACACAGUUAUGCUGGAAGCUCUUUACAAAUAAGAGAAUCAAGUAAUACUGAACAAUUAAUACGUUCUUUGUCCGAAAGAAUUGAUGGGUAUGGUAGAAUUUUAAAAGGAGUUAUUGGAGAAUAA